Molecule: messenger RNA, 936 nt
Organism: Alternaria arborescens
Lineage: Eukaryota; Fungi; Ascomycota; Dothideomycetes; Pleosporales; Pleosporaceae
Exons: 3
Coding region: 1-936 (311 amino acids)
Biological process (GO): protein transport
Source: RefSeq, a predicted model, not a curated record
AUGGCGCCCGCAAUGUCAUUAGUCAACAAGCUCAAGGUACAGCUCAAGCUGUCGAUAUCGCGGCUACGUAUGGUGCAGCAGAAGGAUAGCGCAAAAGUAAAACAGCAAAGAAGAGAGAUGGCGCAAUUGAUCGAGGUUGGCAAAGUACAGUCGGCGCGCAUACGCGUAGAGAACAUAAUCCGUACCGACAUCACCACCGAGCUGCACGAGAUCCUCGAACUCUACUGCGAGCUUCUACUCGCGCGCUCACAGUUGCUCGAAUCGCAAGUGUCCUCUUCAAACACCACCUCAUCCGCCUCCACGUCGACACUCCUCGACCCAGCCCUAGAAGAAGCAGUCCGUAGCAUAAUAUACGCCGCACCACGAACCGAGAUCAAAGAACUACACACCGUCAGGGCACUGUUAGUAGACAAGUUCGGAAAGGAUGUUGCAGUGGCCAGUAUGGAAGGAGAAGGCGUGGCAGAAAGGGUCAUGAAGAAGCUAAAGGUUGAGACACCGAAGGAGGAGCUGGUCGAGGCAUACAUGACGGAGAUUGCAAGAUUCUACGGAGUACCGUAUGGCACAGCCAAGAGUGAGGAUGAAGAAGAUGACGACGACGAUGAGCCAUCAGGUGGUGUAGGCGAAAAGGCGGAGCUCGAAAACCCUUUACCAACCGACGACGCGGACUCCAGUACAAGCAAGAAGGCAGAGGAAAGGGAAGCGCUCGCAAAGGCCUCGACACCCAAGAAGCUGGGGCCACAAAGUCCGCUGCGCGUCGUACCGCCGAGUCCCAGUACCGAUAAUGUAGCGCCUAGGUUGAAGUUACCAGGAAGUGCGGCGGCCAAGGUAGCAAAGAGCGAGGCGAAUACGAAGAAGCCGGCAAAGAAGGAGGAUGGGCUAGGCAGAAUCCCGGAUGUGGAUGAGCUUGCUAAGCGGUUUGCUGAGCUGAAGCGAUGA